Molecule: messenger RNA, 528 nt
Organism: Caenorhabditis briggsae
Lineage: Eukaryota; Metazoa; Nematoda; Chromadorea; Rhabditida; Rhabditidae
Exons: 4
Coding region: 1-528 (175 amino acids)
Source: RefSeq, a predicted model, not a curated record
AUGUCGAAUUCUUCCAUUCAAGUCUCUCAAGAGACCUCGCAUUCUUCGAAGACAGCUGAUAUGACAAAUGAGACAAUGCCCGAUGAUCCAAUCGCCAACCAAUCGAUCUCAUAUAUUUUAUCUACUCAAUUGAGCACCACCAUCACUCAACGAAAAUCGUCUUCGUCCAUAACUCAGGAGUUCUCAGAAGAGAUAGUCCAGACCGUCGACAUCCGUUCAGCUACAGAAAGGAAAGAUUCGGACAAGAGACAUAGUCCACUGCCAACUAGACAGCACUCGAGCGAUUCUGAUGAUGAAAAUGGGUUGGCCGCCAAGACAAUUCCUGAAGCCCUCCAACAGCUUCGCCCCCUCCAACGACAUCGAAAGGAUAUGGCGUUGAAUGAAUUUCUACAAAUGAAAUUCAAAGGACAACUGCUAAGACUGAUCAAUUGGGAUUGUGUGGAUAUUUUGAAAAGCUAUAAUCCAAAGACUGCUCUUUUCAAAAAGAAUGCGAGAAACAACCCCAUUCUUCUCGUAGGAGGGAAAUAA